Messenger RNA from Macrobrachium nipponense, 3049 nucleotides. RefSeq names its product coiled-coil domain-containing protein 39-like. Bases 17 to 2971 code for a protein of 984 amino acids. Gene Ontology annotation, cellular component: axoneme. The transcript has 17 exons. Gene Ontology annotation, biological process: epithelial cilium movement involved in determination of left/right asymmetry; cilium-dependent cell motility; inner dynein arm assembly. The record is from RefSeq and is a predicted model, not a curated record. NCBI's taxonomy places the organism in Eukaryota, Metazoa, Arthropoda, Malacostraca, Decapoda, Palaemonidae.
AACUGCAAGGGACAAGAUGGAGGCUGCGCUUGAUAAGGCGCUGGCCAACCCAGGGAUGGGUCUCCUAUUGCUGGAUGAGGUCAAUCGGGGUUUGGCUGAAGACGUCGAACAAUUACGUCAAGAAGUCGCGACAAUGCAGGAGGUCCAUAACAGCGAGUAUGUCAUCCACAAGAGGAAUACGCAUUACGUCGAUGAUAUGUCCCAGAUGCUGGAUAAUUUACAGAGUCUAGUGACGGCGCUACGCAAGGACAUCGACUCCGAGGGCAAGAGCGAAAGGGCUGCUUCGAGCGAGAGCGAGGGGAUCCUUCGUCAGUGCCGCCUCAAGCACAGCGAGCUCGCCAACCUCCAAGAAACCUCCGAACUCCUGCAGUCGCGCCUGACGCAACGGCAGAGGGAGUUCGAGGACAUGCAGAAGACGCUCGUGGGCGACUCUAGCCUGCUGAAGGAGUUGCUCGACCACUUGGCCGAGGCUGACAACGACAAUCUGCUCCUCCUGCAGUAUUCAGCCGAGGACGCUUCGAAGAUCAAGGAACUCAGCGUCGAGCUGGAACGCACCAGCGGGAAAGUCGCGGCGGCCGAAGCCGAAUUAGGCCAGAGGCAGAGCGAGGCCAGUGCAGCUCGAACGGUGCUUGAGCAGUUGGGCACUGCUUUCUUGCAAGCAGCGUCCCAGAGGGACCACUUGCUGGCACAGUGGGAAGCAACGCUCGACCACAUCUACCAGGCAGCUAAGAGUCAGACGCAGUUUAUUGAGGAUUCUCUGGCGACUCAGCAGAAGAUCGGGAUGCUCGUCAAAGAGGUGGAACAAGAGAGCGAAAUCUUCAAACAGAUCGACACCUCGCGUUUGGAAGUCCUGACUGCCUUGCAGAAGGUUGAAGAAGAGGAAGUCUGGCUCAAUACGCAAUAUAAGGCUGUCGUCGAAACGAAGGAGCAGAUACAGUCCCAGCUGUGGGCCUUGCAGAACGCCUUCACCAAGCUGAACAAGGACAUAGAAAACCAGCAGAACCAGCUCUUGGAGAAGCGUUCCUACAGGGAUGAGAAGGAAGCUCUGGUGGCCAGUAUGGAACAGCAGUGCAGUAGGGCCGAGCACAAGCUGACUCUGAACACAGAAUUGGUCUGCUCAGUGGAGGACAACAUCAACUCACUUCAGGUCAUGCUAAAGGAUGGUGAAGCCCUGGUCAAAGGCCUGAUCAAGCAGAAGGAGAGGGUCAUGGAAGCAGAGCAGCACCACCUGCAGGCCGUCGGCAGGUGGAAGGAGCAAGAGGCCCUUCUGAAGGGCGAGAUCACCGCCCUGGUCGCCGCGAAGAACCGGGACUUGAACCACAUGAAGGAACUGGACAUCAGAGCCUUCAAGCAGAGGGAGGUCAUCCAUGAUCAGGAGGGCCACCUUCAGCAGCUCAGACGUAGGCUCCACGACCUCACGCACGACGGCAACAACAACGCCGUCGACGUUGAGCAGCAGAAGAUGCUGGAAUUCCUGCAACUGAGACUCCAGGAGACCUCCACGACAAUCAAACUCCUGUCGAAACAGCUGAUAUUUCUGAAGAACUCGAGAACGCGCGAACAGACGAACGUCUCCACCUUAGAGAGAGAGGUGACCAAAACCGAGAGCGAGAUAGCGACCAUUAAAAUGAGCAGCGACAGUGCGCAGAGGGAAUCGAUCAAGCUGACUGAGAAACGAGAAGAGCUGAUGGUAGACGUCAGCUUAACACAGCUUCACCUUCAACGACGCUUGGCCCACCUUCAGAGCCUGACUGACACGGUGGGGCGGAUGUCGCAGGACAAAUCGGAUAUGGAGAAGCUCGUCUCGGAACAAAUCAGCGGAGUGAAAGGACGCAUCGGCGUCAUAGAAGUGGCCAUGAGGAGCCUCAACGCCGAAAUGCACACGCUGUACUUGCAGUUGCACGAAGUCAACACGAGAGUUCAGCAGAUCAAGGACAAGUACAAGAAAGUACAAUCCAGCCUAGACAAUCCCGAAGGAGAAGACGAAGUGUCAACUACCCAGGUUUUCUUAAAGGUAGCCAGCGAGCGGGCAGGCCUCCAAGAGACUGGAGACAUGUUAGACCUGGAAGUGAGGAGGGCCGAGGAAGAAGUGGAAGCCUUGCAGCAGAUGGUGAGUCUCCUGAACGUGGAAGGACAGCAAUAUCGCUCCCAGAUACACCAGAUUCUCCAUUACAGCGAAGAGGAAAAAGACAGAGUCCUCCUGGAAGAGAAUCUGGCUUCUCUGGAAGAAGAAAUGGCCCUGUGGAAUUCUAUGCACGAUCAGGCAAGACGGGAGAUGCAGAGCUCACAGAACAAGCUCCACGAAGUAGAGCUCCAAGUCCACGCCGUGGAGGAGCUCCUGAGGGAGAAGAACAUCCACAUGACAGCCGUACAGCGUGAAACAGAGUGUCAGCUCACGAAGGCGCGCCAUGCUGCGCAGGCUGUGACAACACUGCAAAGGAGGACAAGAUUCAGAGGCUUACAGCAGAAUGACGUAGAGUUACGACUAGCGCAGGAGCGCCUGCGCAUGGUGAACUCCCUGCUGGGGGAGGCAGUGUCCUCCUACCAAGAAGCCACGGACGCCCUCAUCAUCUACUGCCAGCAAGUGAAUGUUCCUCCACCCGAUGUCAUUAAGCUGACCAAAAAGGCCUCCUUCGGUUCGAGAUCGAGCUUAGGAACCCUGGACUCCUCGCGAAGCAGCGCCAGCAGCAAGGCCAGGAGCAUCUCCCCGGGAGGCCUCUCGUGGAAAUCGCGAAGCCGCAGGUCCUCUGUGGCUUCCCUCCAUUCGCAGGACUCGGGUCGAAGCGGCUCUCCAGACCGAGGACCCAGGAGGUCGAAGAGUUCGGAGGCUAUGCAUGUUCCUCCUCCGUCGGUCAAAACGCCGACGGCGCCCGGGUUAACACUGAUAACCCCAGCCUUCCCAAGCACCGAGGUCAAGAGGCAGCACUACCAAGGUAAGAAACUCUCCAGAAGGCCAACGCAGCAUUUGUAGAAAUUGGAUGAUGAUGUCUACCAAACUUAUAUAGUUAAGUAAGGUAAUAGUUUUAUAUGUUGUGGAGUUCACCAAAGU